CCCGGAGUAAAUGCGUUACACACUUCCCAAUGGAUAAGGGUGAGCCUCUGCCCGCGUAUGAGGGCCUGGCCGCUGCGUUUGCAAAAGCAAAGGCGGAGCGUGAGAAGCAAGAGGCCCAGGGCCUGAAGCCUACUUCCGGGGAUGCAGAGGUAGCAAACAAGCAAGGAGAAGUGCAAUUCAAAGCCCUCCAUGGCAUCUUGGUCGCUUUUUUCGGCUUGGUUCUUGCUCUUCAUGCCCUAGGAAUAUACCUCUUCACAAGCGGCUUCCUCCUAACACGGCUCGUGUUGGAGCAGAAAUCGGAAUGCGGAGUGCUCCCGAUAGAGAUUCCCUCCUCACACACCUCGCAAAAGUGGAAUCCGGGUUCUGCAGAGGCAGGAUGCUGGCACCCAAAGACCUUCGAUAAGGCCGUAGUCAUCAUCGUGGAUGCCCUCCGAUACGACUUCACCAUCCCAGUCUCCCCCGACGGUCCCCAGAAACCUCAUUACUUUCACAACGCGCUGCCCAUACUCUACGAAACCGCCGUACAGAAUCCGACGAACGCGUUCCUCCUCCCAUUCAUUGCCGAUCCGCCAACGACCACCCUACAAAGAUUGAAAGGACUGACGACGGGAACACUGCCAACUUUCGUGGAUGCAGGAUCCAACUUCGCCGGGACUGCUAUAGAAGAAGACAACCUGGUAGCGCAACUGAGGAACGCGAGCAAGAGAAUUGUACAUCUUGGGGAUGAUACCUGGCACUCGUUGUUCCCGGGCUACUUCGAACCGAACCUAACACGCGCGUACGAUUCUUUCAAUGUUUGGGACCUCCACACCGUGGAUAAUGGAGUCACCGAACACAUUUUCCCCUUGCUUCAUCCGUCAAACACGAGCAAAUGGGACGUCAUCUUCGGCCAUUACCUGGGCGUGGACCACGCGGGCCACCGUUAUGGACCCCAUCACCCUGCCAUGACUGCAAAAUUGAACCAGAUGAACGAGGUCUUCACUAAAAUGAUUGAGCAGCUCGACGACAGUACCCUACUGGUUGUAAUGGGCGACCAUGGCAUGGAUGCAAAGGGUGAUCACGGAGGGGAGUCGGAUGACGAGGUUCAGGCCGCUUUAUGGAUGUAUUCAAAAAGGGGUGUCUUCGGACGGAGCUCGCCAGAACAGGUGCUGCCGCCAGCUACCGCAAAGGAGAGGCCUGUGUCGCAGAUCGACCUGGUUCCCACAUUGUCUCUACUACUUGGAAUGCCAAUACCCUUUAAUAACCUUGGAGCUCCUAUCAAAGAAGCCUUCAUUGGACCUAGCGGAUCUGACUUGAUGAAUCUUGCAACAGUAAAUCGCCUUGCUGCGGCUCAGAUUCAUCGUUACCAGGAAGACUAUGCAUUAGCACGAGGAAUGGACAACAGCGUGCGGGCUCGCUCGCUGUCCUUGUGGCAGGAGGCAAACGAUGCAUGGCCAUCCAUUGAUCUAAAAAGAGCUGAAAAUGAUGCAGUACACAAGGCGUACAACGCGUUCGCUGCUUAUCAGGCCGAGACUCUUCGCGUCUGUCACGCACUCUGGGCGCGGUUCGACGUUCCGAGAAUGUACAACGGCGUCACAAUCCUCUUCGGCGCCUUGGUGUUAUUGUCCCUCUACGCUCGCGGCCUAGAAGGAGAUUCUUCAGAGUUAACACCAGUUCUGCUGAAGUCAGGUGGCUUGGCAACAGUCGCGGCGGGAGUCAUGGGCCUAGGAGGCAGCUUUGCAGUUCCCUCGUUUCCCCGCGACCAUGUCAUGAUCUACUCCGCAGCUAUGGGUUGCAUAGCUGGGAUAGCGCAUGCACUGUGGUACUUAAGGCGAAGGGUAGUCUCUCCCUUUCCCGCCUCCAUUUGGGGUUGGGCUUCGGUUGUCUUCACGCUCGCGCUAUCAGCAGGAUUCGCUGCUAACUCAUUCACGAUUUGGGAAGACGAGAUCCUGCUGUUUUUCCUGAAUACAUUCGGCUUCCUGAUGGCCAUAUCCUCCUUCCGACAAGGCAAGCCUCUUGAUAGGGCGCUUGGCUGCUACCAUUCCGUCCUCUUCAUCAUACUCACCCGACUGGCGUCGCUCUCCCGACUCUGCCGCGAGGAGCAGAUGCCGUUUUGUGUAUCGACCUACUACGCAUCUGCCAACUCGUCUACUUCGGCGACAUGGCAACUUGCUAUUCCAUAUAUUGUAGCCCUGCUUCUGCCUUCGUUCAUUCGAGCCUACUACACCAACACACGCAACCUCCAGGGUUCAGCAGUCACCUGGAUCGACUUUGCUCUUCGCUUCGGCCUUCUCCUAAGUGCCGCCUACUGGACUCUGGACGCCGCAGAUGACGGAGAGUGGUUUGAAGGGUACAGUGAUGUACUCAAGUCCACCAAGGUCAUUGUUGCGCAAAUCACACUCGCCAUAGCCGUGGCCUUCGGAUACUGCACCUUUGCGUGGGCAAAACCGUUCUUGAACAUAGAGACCCGUUUCAAGGGAGCGGAAGACCGAGGUUUUGAAGGAUCCUCCGCGCAAGUCAUAUCCGAAGGCGGUACUUCAUCCAUCACGGUCCUUGGCUACGCAAAUGUGCACGGCUCGCGGUACGCUUUCGUCAUCACCGUGUGGCUCCUCAUCAUCUCCUUGGUGCAGAAACCCAUGGGCGCCGGCGCCAUUGGAAUCGCCGCCUGGCAAAUCUUCUCCCUGUUCGAAAUCGUCGAUACCAACAAGCUCGCCGACACGCCGGUUGGACCCGUCGUCCUGGGCCUCCUGGGCUCAUUCCACUUCUUCAAGACGGGCCACCAGGCAACGCUAUCCAGCAUCCAGUGGGAGACGGCCUUUAUCCCGCUCCGCACCAUCCGCUACCCGUGGUCCCCGCUCCUCGUCGUGCUCAACGCCUUCGGCGCCCAGAUCCUCUGCGCCGUAGCCGUCCCCGCCGUCGUGCUCUGGAAGCAGCCCCCCAAGAAGAAGGGCCUCGUAGGCGACGUGGCAAAAGCGCUCGCCACGCACAUGCUCUUCUACGCCGUCGUCAACCUCGCGACGACCCUGUGGGCGGGCCACCUCAGGCGGCAUCUCAUGCUGUACCGCAUCUUCAGCCCGCGGUUCAUGACGGGCGCGGUCGCGUUGCUGGUCGUCGAUGUCGUGGUUGUGUUUGUGGCGCUCGUGGGCGCGCGGACGAGUUUUCUGAGUGUGGGGGAGGUGUUUGGGUGGGAGAGUUGGGCGCUCGAGCGGGAGGCGAGGAGGGAGAGGCCGGCGCAUCAUUGAGGCUUGAGGGUGUGGUUGUUUGAUUGGAUGGGGUUUUGACUUUUUUCUCACUUGUUGUUGGUAGCAUGGUUGCAUAUAGAUUUCUGGGAAAUGGUGGAUCUAUGUUGUCAUGCAUACGUCCUUAAUCUUAGCAGCCCUUGAUUGUGUAGGAUAUAGAUUCUUUUGUCAAAGAAAAUG
Messenger RNA from Westerdykella ornata, 3398 nucleotides. RefSeq lists its product as uncharacterized. The transcript is spliced from 2 exons. The coding region runs from base 30 to 3221 and encodes 1063 amino acids. Lineage: Eukaryota; Fungi; Ascomycota; Dothideomycetes; Pleosporales; Sporormiaceae. Gene Ontology annotation, biological process: GPI anchor biosynthetic process. Gene Ontology annotation, cellular component: endoplasmic reticulum membrane. Gene Ontology annotation, molecular function: mannose-ethanolamine phosphotransferase activity. The record is from RefSeq and is a predicted model, not a curated record.